AUGGCAACAAACCCUGAAGCAAUGGAAACAGACACCAGCCCAGAUGACUUGCCGGCCAGUUCCCUGUUUGAUGAUGCUGACUCUUUGAGUGAUGUUGACGUGGCAGUUUUAGAAUCCACUGCUGCUCGCAAAAAGAAGAAAGUGUCUGAGGAGACCAAGCAGAUAUUGAAGAUCACUAAAUCUGCUCCACUUCCCCAUCAGGCAAGAUUUCAACUUUAG
This is a messenger RNA of Puccinia triticina, 219 nucleotides long. RefSeq lists its product as uncharacterized. Bases 1 to 219 code for a protein of 72 amino acids. Lineage: Eukaryota; Fungi; Basidiomycota; Pucciniomycetes; Pucciniales; Pucciniaceae. The transcript is spliced from 2 exons. The record is from RefSeq and is a predicted model, not a curated record.